Messenger RNA from Microstroma glucosiphilum, 2754 nucleotides. Its product is annotated as SPOC domain-like protein. Gene Ontology annotation, molecular function: damaged DNA binding; telomeric repeat DNA binding; double-stranded DNA binding. Bases 1 to 2754 code for a protein of 917 amino acids. The record is from RefSeq and is a predicted model, not a curated record. Gene Ontology annotation, cellular component: nucleus; Ku70:Ku80 complex. NCBI's taxonomy places the organism in Eukaryota, Fungi, Basidiomycota, Exobasidiomycetes, Microstromatales, Microstromataceae. The transcript has 5 exons. Gene Ontology annotation, biological process: telomere maintenance; double-strand break repair via nonhomologous end joining; cellular response to X-ray.
AUGUCUCUCGCGAGGACGCUGACCUUCUUCGUGGUGGACAUCUCGCCCUCCAUGGGACGCACACGGACCGUCGUCGAGGAGUUCUUCGACAGCAAAGGAGAGGUGGAGCAGAGGGAGAGGACGGUGACCAAUCUGGAGUGGUGUCUGGAGUUUGUCAGCCGCAAGACGCAGGCACUGAUCUUCUCCGGCCUCAAGACUGCAACGAUGGGUCUGAUGACUUUCGGGUCGACGCGGACGAACAAUGCCAUUGUUGAUGCGGACAACGCCGACGAUGCCGCCAAUGAAGGCUAUGCCGGUAUCGAUGAGAUAGCCCAGCUUGGACAGCCGACUGUGGCUACUUUGGAGCUUCUGAGGCUGUUACGAGCUUGUGGAGAAGACGAGGGAGGACACGAUGCAGAUCCUCUCGAUGCGCUCAUCUGUGCCCUCACUUCGUUGUCCGACAAGAACAGGGGAGGUCAGAGUGCUUCCGCGAAGAGCUACAAGAAGACAAUAUACCUGAUCACGGACGCACGGCAUCGCAUGAACAAGGACUCAGUAGAUGCUAUUGCGACGAAGAUCAGGGACGAGCGUGUCAGCCUGAGAGUCAUUGGAGUUGACUUCGAUGACGAAGAAUUUGGCUUCAAGGAGCCGAAGAAGGACACAGUCAAGGCAGAGAAUGAAGCGUGGUGGCAUAGCUGGUUGACAGACUUGCCAGAGUCUCGCAUUGCUACAGCCGCACAUGCUAUUGAGCAAGCGACAUUGCCCAACGUCCAGAUGCAGGGCUCUGCUCCGUACUCAAGCGCCCUAACAUUCGGCGAUCCGGACAACCGUUAUUCGACCGGAGGAGUUAUGCAUAUCCCGAUCAAGAUGUACAAGCUGACAACACGAGUCUUGCCAAUGGCAAGGAAGACGAUGAGCAAAUUGGCAGAGCAAGCGGUCAUUGCUCGGCAAGGCAACGGUGCGUCUCCAGGUCACCGACAGACCGACGUGGUCCCCAGCUCGACCCCUAUGCUGUCAUCAACGGACGUGUCUGAUGGUUUGACCAAUACGUAUCUGGUGGACACACGGCGUCUCUACUUCCUUGCUGAAGAAGCUAAAGAGCACGGUACAGAACAUGCAGAGGCGCUGCCAGAGGGCGCUGAGAAUUCUUUCAGCAAGGCGUACAAAUUGGGAGCGAGCGUGAUUCCUAUCACGUCAGAUCUAGACAUCCAGUGGGAGAGUAAAUCUGGGCUGGAGAUCAUUCAUUGGGUGAAAGAAUCGACCUUUCGGCGGCAGUACCUCUUGGCCGACAUCUGGAAUAUCUUUGCCGAUGCCAUCAACUCGCAAGCACAGGUGCAGCUCAGCAGCCUUUCUAUGGCGAUGAAAGCGCAAGGCAAGUAUGCCCUUGUCCGCUUUGUACGGAGGGCCAAUGCAGAGCCAAAGCUCGGAGUCCUUCAUCCAGUGACGCGAUCUGAUGAGGAUACCGCUGCCGACUACUUCCACUUUUCUGAGAUCCCUUUCUCCGACGAUCUCAAGCGCUACACCUUUCCAUCUCUCGAUCGUGUGAUUACCGCCGAUGGAAAAGUCUUGAAAGAUCAUCGGACUCUGCCGACGGACAAGAUGGUCUCGGCCAUGGAAGGUCUGAUCGACAGCAUGGACUUGAUGCACGCCUUCAAGGACGAAGAAGGGCAAGGGCAAGCCUGGUUCUCCACAGAAGACUCCUUCAAUCCAGCCAUCCAUCGUAUGAAGGAGGCGGUAGCGUAUCGUGUGAUGCAUCCAGAUAGCAAAGACCUACCCCGCCCUCACUGGGAAGUAGACAAGUUCCUCGAUCGCCCCGGAGAGAUUCGAGAAGCCAGUGAGCCCUGGGCGGACAAGUGCAAGAAGGCCUUCAUGAUCCGCUACUACCCGGACAAGUCGCUUGCGAAAGUCAAGCAGAAGCGCGAACGAGAUGCGGCGGCCCAUGCCAAGCGCACAGACGCUCGCUACGAGCUCGACCUUGGUCAAGCGGGUGCAGAUAGUGGGGACGAGGCGGAAGGGCAAAACGAUGCAGGUGCCGAGAAGGGCCCCGCAACUUCUGAUGAACAGAAGCGCUUCAAGAAUUCACAAGGACAGUCGCAGCCUGUCAAGGGCAAGCUCAUCGACGAAGACGAGGGCGAUGAAUCAGAAGAGGAGGAUAUGCUUGCUCCGCGAAGGAAGACCAGAGACGUGAAGGAAGAGCCGGAUCUCACUCAAAAGACUCCAGAGAAAAAGGGACAGCCUUCAGGUGGGGCCGACGGCGGAGAGACAAAUGGCAAGGACGGUGAGCAGGAGGACGAAGAAGAUGGAGAGGCGCCCGAAUCUAGCAUCAAGAUCCUCGAGUCGGAUCCUGUGGGCUCCUUCCUCUUCCACCUCGAGGAUCCCAAGAUGGAUCAAGGCGCAGUGCUUCGCGCACUCCAGAAGAGCGUCCUCUCCCUCAUCUCCUCUUCUUCCGUCAAGAAAGACGCUGCCCGCAAGGCGCACGAGGCUCUUCGAGCAGGCAAGAAAGCAGCGGCAGAGUACGACGAGGCAGAGGAGUGGAACGCCUUUGUCAGGGGAUUCAAGUCGGCCGCCACCAGCAGCACUAGCUCAGGCGUGGCUCUGCCUGAGGAGGGCGCAUUGGCCUAUCUUCCCGAAUUGCGGGCAAGCGAGGAGAUGAGAGCCUUUUGGCAGAACUACUGUGUAGGGGACACAUCGAUCGGACUGAUUACCAAGGAAGAGGAUGAAGGGCUACGCAGUCGCGUCGAGCAGCAAGAGGCUCAAGAGUUUGUGAGCUCGUGA